AUAUCGUGUUAGCACCAAGCAGGUUUGCGCAUCUAGCCCUUGCCGGACCAUAAUACGCAGCACUUAGCCGGAAAGGGGCCGGCAUAAAUGCCCCAGUCCAACCAUAUAGAUAGAAUGCAGGCAUCGCGCUUACGCAGCAAUGCCGAGGCUUCGUCUAGUAGCGCGAAUGAAAAAACCAGGAGGCGAACUACACAGGAGCAGGCGACACAGCGCUGGCUUGCCUCCAGAGCGCCUCUCAGACAGGGGCAAGAUCACCAUCAGCCUCAGACGCCUGAGGCGCUUACCUUGGCCACACUGAAGCACCGCCUACACCAGGGCCACAACUACCCUGUCACGUCAGUCGCCUUUAACCCUAAAGGCGACAUCCUAGCUACCGCCUCCAAGGACAUCCGCCUCUAUGAUGUCACAUCCGGUCGCCUACGUGUUAUCCUGGAUGGGCAUGGCGGCUUGGUGCGCUGCCUCUCUUUCACACCCGAUGGCCGCCUGCUGUGCUCAGGCAGCGAUGACUGCACAGCGCUGGUCUGGUCCCUCGAGAAUUGCCUCGCGAUGUGCGUCCCUGGCAGCGUACCGGUGCUCACGCCUCCUGGAGGACCCAGUUCCAGCAACCUUCCAACAAAUACAGAACAUCCAUCACAAUCCCUGCUUAAAGCGCACAGCGCCUCCUCGCGAAGUUUGAAUGGCGGGACGCCUAGCAGCGUCAUCGCGGCGCUCGCAGCUGUCGGUGAUGGCGCUUUAUCAUUAGCAAACAGUUUAAUAUUCGAUCCUAUGAGCCGCGUUGUACAGCGGGUCCUGCAGCGGCACCACAAGCCCAUCUUGUCGCUGGCCACGACGCCCGACUCCAAGUACCUAGUAACGGGCUCCGCGGACAAGACCGUGCGCGUGUGGGACGUCUGCACCGGCUACUGCAUGCUUACCUUGCGGGGCCACAGCGGGGAAGUGACGUGUGUGGCGCUGACGCCCAACGGCCGCCGCAUCCUCAGCGGCGGCACCGACCACCACGUUGUGGUGUGGGACUUCGCGACCGGGGAGAGCCGCCGGGUGCUCAAGGGUCACCGCGGCCCCGUCAACUGCAUCGCAGUCGCCCCCGACGGCCAGUGGGUCGUCACCGGCGGGUUCGACAAGCAGCUGCGCUUCUGGGACCUGGUCAAUGGAAACGAGCUGGCGGCGCUGCCGGCGCAUGGGGGCGCGUACGGCGUGCUGAGCGCCGCCGUGAGCCCCGACGGCUCCACCAUCAUGUCGGGCGGGUACGACAACCUUGCCAAGCUGUGGGAUGCGAAGAGCGGGCUGCCGCUGGCGACGUUGACAGGGCACCGACACAUGGUGAGCUGUGUGGCCUUCAGUCGCGACUGCACCGCCAUCGCCACCGCCGCCCGCGACGACGAGGUGCGCCUGUACAUCUGGGUGCCCGGCUACCGGCCCAAGCAGCCGCUGCGGCCCGAGCAACGCGUCCUGCGGUGGGCCUCCAUCAGCGCCAGCCAGUCGCGGGCGCUGCUGGGGGGCGGCCCGGGGGGAGCGGGCGGGGGCGGGGAGAGGCGCGGCGCGGGGGGUGAGGAUGAUGAUGAGUCGUGGAGGCGGCCGGUGCGGGGGGAUGGGGGGCAACGUGACUUGGCGGCGCGGAUUCUGUGAGGAGGCGUGGGUGGGGCAGGAGGUAGAGUGAGUGAGGAAGGCGAGGUGGUGGUGUUUGGGGAGAGGGCAGGUUGUAGAAUAGGUGUGGUAGCGUAGGUUGUGGGAGGGCUGUGCGGCUGGGAUGAUGGCCCGGAAAGCGGUGGGUUGGAAGGGGGCGUUCAUGCCGUGCACUUGUUCGCACACGUGUCCCAAAUAAGGGCGCAUGUUUUGAAUGCUGCGAGUGUUGGUGAAAUGCGGAUGCCGAUUGCCGCGGUGUCCAGGGCUGAGUUGUUCAACUUGCACGCUUACUUACCUUGCUGGACGAACGGGCCGCAUGAACAAGGCGUGAACAACACCAGUACGCGUGCCUAAUUACCUAGGGGCACGAGCGCAUGGCCCUUUUUGGCUUCUUCUUAGCUUGGGUUGCUGUUGUCAGAUACUCGGACUUUACAGUCGCCUUUGCAAAGUACGUCGCUUGGAUGUAGAUAUAGAGGAUGCUAUCGUUUGUUCUGCCGUGAUCCUGGCAUUAGCACAGUAGGUUUGUUGCAUGGGGAAUCAUGUACAUCAUUUUCCCCAAGCACAUCACUGCGUCAGGUGUCGUUAGUCAGUGCAUUAGGUCAUUGCAGGUAUUAUCGUACGUCUUGGGCAGGCAUGACUGUGUCGUGAAAGCUGUGUUGUAGUGUAGCAGGACUUUAAAGUAUUCAGGCUCCAUGUGCAUCCAUGCAUGUCAUUACAAUCGUGUGUGGUUUCGGGACAGUCCUGAUCAUCUAAUGCAUGAUUGUACGCGGUCUAUAUUAUGCUUUAUGCAGGUUGUAUACUAGGGCUGAACGCCCUCGCGGGUUUCG
Messenger RNA from Astrephomene gubernaculifera, 2450 nucleotides. Lineage: Eukaryota; Viridiplantae; Chlorophyta; Chlorophyceae; Chlamydomonadales; Astrephomenaceae. The record is from the annotation of a GenBank genome assembly.